Molecule: messenger RNA, 1892 nt
Organism: Diorhabda carinulata
Lineage: Eukaryota; Metazoa; Arthropoda; Insecta; Coleoptera; Chrysomelidae
Product: potassium voltage-gated channel protein eag-like
Exons: 2
Coding region: 331-663 (110 amino acids)
Source: RefSeq, a predicted model, not a curated record
AGUUACAUGACACAAUUCUCAGCGAAACUAUUUACUCCGCGUAUACAUACUAUUUGAAAAACAAUGAAAAUCGCGGAUAAUUCUCAAUAGCAAUUUUAGGAAAAUCACUAAAAACAAUCGCGAGAUUUGUUGUGACUGAAUAAUAAUGCACAAUAGAGAUAUAUUUGAGGAUUUCUUUCACGGAAAAUGUACAGGAAAAGUCGUCACAGAGAUUCGGGUUAAAAAUUUUUCGGAAAUUUUCGCGGACUUCUUAUAUGCCGCAAUGUUUUGCUAUGAAGUGUGAUUUAGUGUUUUAAUAUAAUCUUAGAAGUUUUUCGACAGACCAACGACAUGCCAGGGGGAAGAAGGGGGCUUGUUGCUCCGCAAAAUACAUUUCUAGAAAAUAUAAUACGAAGAUCAAACUCACAACCGGAUAGUAGUUUUUUAUUGGCGAACGCGCAAAUAGUGGAUUAUCCAAUUGUCUAUUGCAACGAGUCCUUCUGCAAAAUAUCCGGUUACAAUAGGGCGGAAGUGAUGCAGAAGUCUUGCAGAUGUGCCUUCAUGUUUGGUGAACUGACCGAUAAAGAGACAAUCAGCAGAGUGGAUCACGUGCUCGAGCACCAGCUUUACGAUCAGUUCGAAAUACUUUUGUACAAGAAAAAUAGUAAGUAUUCCAUGUUAUAAGCUUAAACUCCUAUUUUCAGAUAUUAUGAUUCAUUUGUUAUUUCUUAUGUAAAUGGAGCUUAAUUCUUAAUUAAUGUCUAUGGGCUGUUAUAGCAGCUUUAAGCUUUUUAUCGUACACUAUAAUAAUUGUUUGUUCAUAAAUGUGAGGUUGAGAAUGUGUGUGAAAAAUGCUGAACGUCUUUUUGUAUAAAUUUCUUGAUCACUAUUUGAAUAUUUAUCGAUAAUUCUAGCAAUUUCAUAACACCUCAAUAAUUUCAUAGAUCUUUUUGGAAAACUGAACCAGUUUCUUCAGAUUCCGGAUAUUGUUCAGACGCACGAGUAAGAUUUUCGUGGCGACUGUAUUUGACUAUGCUAUUUUGUGAAUCUACCCAAAAUAAGUCGAAAAUGCGGGAUAAAAUUUUUCGAUAUCUCGCUUCGUUUUCGAGAUAUCGAUACUUGUAGCUGGAAAAAUCUAUUUAUUAUUAUUUGUAUUUGUUACAAACUGUUUAUAAAAUGUCUAGUAUAUUUAGAUACGGCCCAACUGCACCUACGCCAUAUGUAUAUUUCUAAGAUAUUUAAACACAUUUUUUUAUUUAUUUAUUAUAGAAAUGAGUUAUACAUAGACAUACUACUUAACCUAACCUAAAUAACUAACUUUUGAAAGCAUUCAGAUCGUACUUUUUGCUCAAAAUAGGAUAUUUUUACAUUAUUUUUUUUUAUUUUAUGAGUAAUGAAAAACAACCGACAAUUCUUUAUGAAAAACAUCAAAUUACUCAUGUAUUCAUCGUAUGUUAAGUUAUAUUCAUCACAGAGUGAUGAAAGUUAUCAAAAAUGGCUCAUUUUGAUAUAAAAAUCUGUUUUUUUCAAUAUAAUUUUGGAUUAUUAGGGUAAAUAACAUGAAAAUUAAAUAAAAAAUCUUUUGUUUAUUAAAUUACAAGAUUGAUAUUGAAUUUGAAGUGAUAAAAUAUUCAUUUUAAAGCGAAUUUUAAACUGACGUUUGAUUAUAACUUCAAGUAUCGAUAUCUCGAAAAUGAAUCGAGGUAUCAAAAAAUUUUAUUCUUCAUUUUCGAUUUAUUUUGGCCUAAUUAAGCUAAAUCACGACGCCACAGAAAUCGUACUCUUCCCGAUUAAAACAAUGUUUUGAUUACUCCAUUGACUGUCCGUAAUUUUUGACAAUUUUCAAGGAAAUUGGAGUAUUUCCACAUUAUAAACACAAAAUACAUAUUUCAUCUUGUAUAACUACGCAAAAA